Messenger RNA from Neurospora tetraspora, 928 nucleotides. RefSeq lists its product as uncharacterized. The transcript has a single exon. The coding region runs from base 122 to 796 and encodes 224 amino acids. The record is from RefSeq and is a predicted model, not a curated record. Lineage: Eukaryota; Fungi; Ascomycota; Sordariomycetes; Sordariales; Sordariaceae.
ACCAAACUGAGCGAGAUAUAAAACAAUCACACUAUCCUCUUCGAAAGCGUUGGGAGUAGAAAAGGAGUGUGACGAAUUCAAACAGAAAGCUCGGCAUUGCAACACCGACAAAUAUAUCAAAAUGACCCUCUGCGAUUACGACUCGUCUUCCGACUCUGACAGUUCAACUGUCUCGUACCUCUCAGAAGAAGAUUUCCGCUACCCACACACUGGUACACCUCACAACCGCAGUCAUGUCAGCAAAAAGAGAACCUGGUCCGAAACAGACGACGAAAGUGACCUCCCUGGCGUCCCAGACUACCGACAAGUCGGCAACUCUUACACUCGCUUCUGUUACAACUCGGAUUUGGAUUCAGAGGAGGACAGCAGAGAGACAAAGAGGAGAAGAGCCGGCAACGGCAAGCCGGUAGUCCCGAUUGCUGGAGGUGUCAGAGACUUCCUGGUCAAGUGUCCUACGCCGGCGCCGAGGCCAACCAGUAGUGCUUUCCCUGUGAGCAUUAUCCGCAAGCCAUUGAGGCUUGGUAGUAGUGGAUUUAAACUGGAUGAGAAUAUGGAGUACCUCACCCUCGGUGACCCAUCACCUCAAAAUGGCAGCGAACUCGAACCUAUACCACCAGUAGCGCUUCGUCCAGCUCAAGUCCAACCAUUCGUCCAUACCUAUCCCGCGCCGAAGCCUACGACGGCGGUAAAAGUACGGUUGAGAAAGGCAGCUUCUUCGCCUGUAGAACCGAAGCCGGCGGUUCUGAUGUCCGCUUGGCUUGGGGUUACUAGUAACUGGUCUUUUCCUAGCUUGUAGAGCAGUAAAAAGAGAUGUGCUGCCGCAUCUCGAAGCUAGACAGAAUGCAUCCUAGAGUAGGAGUUCUUCAUAGAUGUCUCCACUACACAAACAAAAAUAGCAUUAUACACUCAAGCAGUUUGAUUCCCAUUU